GAGAUGUGGGCUUGAGGUCGAGGGUGGGAGUAGUUGAUCGACCGUACCCGCCACUGCUUUUCUAGUCGUCCUGCCGAGCCCCGACGUUCAUUCCAGGCAGACCCGCCAAAGCCAAAAGGACGCAAACAAAUCGCGCUGCAGAUUUCAAAGGGACGAAAGGAAAUCCUCGAAGAAGAUCAAACUUGUUCGCUCUAUCUUUAUCAUCACGAUGGAUUUUAAGAUGCUUAAUAGUUGGGCGUGUUUAUUGAUACUAUGUACCCUAAUUGUACUGAGCGUUUCCUUGCCGACGAAUUUGAAAGAGGAUGCAAAGAAAACGGAUCAAAUAACGAGAACAAAACCGAAACGAGCUCAAGAAACGUUGAUGUUCGGGAAUCAACAAAAUCGACAGCCUGAGAAUAGAGGCAAUCCGUAUGUUUCAAGCGCAGAAAAAAGGGCAUUAAACGCGGCAGGAUUAGAUGCUUUAAAGAUAUCACUUACAAAAGAAAACAAAUUCCCUAAUCCAAAAUCUCCGAGAAACUCUUUGGACGAGCGCGAAGUAUACAAUCCGUACGAUAAAAAUUACGAAUAUGGAAAGGUUAUCGUAACCGAAGAGGGUGACGAAAUGCCGCAUGUAUGGGACGUAGCACCUUAUGCUCGUUAUUAUAUAGGCGACGAUCGGCGAAAACGAUCAGAAAAAUUAAUCCCAAAUAUUCGUACAACUACUAUUCCACCAACGAGUACGGGAUAUCACACGGCAUAUCAAACGCAACAUUCUCCAAUUCAGACAAAAAGAAGCAUUCCUAUUUAUGCGGAACCACGUUAUAAACGCGAUGUGGAAAUUCAUCCUGAACCUGCAUGGACUCUUUUAUCAAUGUGGGAGAAUGGACACCGCAACAGAUAUACGAACGAGGAAUAUGAUAACGAAGAGGACGCUGAUCCGUUAGAAGAUGAAGAUCCCAGAAAUGCUCUCGCUUGGAUGAAUGUUCCUGCAUAUUCUUCUUAUCGAUAUGGUACAGAUACCCUCUCACCUUCUGAUAUCGGUAUCGUGCAUACUCACCCAUCAGGUUAUUACGACCAAUAUGACAAUCAAUACGCGCAACAAUUAGAUAAUGGUGGUGCGCAUCCUUAUGUCAAUCAGUAUGGCACUCUUUAUUCUCAAGACUCAUAUUAUCCCACGGAGAGGAAAUAUAUGGUUGCGAAAAAACGAGCACCGAGUUACGAUCCGUACGUUAAUAUCGUUCCACUACAAAUGGGCAUCCAACAGCGUGGUUAUCCUCCCUAUCCGCAUCAUAUGGUUUAUUAAUUUAUUAGCGUAAAUUAACUAUACUUGAAAAAUUUUCUAUUUUAUCAGGAAUAUUGGAAAAAGAAAAAGAGAGUUUGCGGAACUGUUGCGUGCAAGCUCACUUUGAUUUGGGCAUAUUGUACGACAGAUUUCUCGUAGACACUUCUCUUUAACUAUAUAACCCUUUAUCGCGAAUGAAAAAGUACCCGAGAGUCCAAGACUAUUCAUUUUCAAAAACACGGUGCUGGAAAAGACUUCUUUCAAUUUGCAAGAAUUUACUGAGACAGAAAUACCAUGGUUCCUUUAAUAAAUCAUGUUUGCGCGUAUACACACACGCGUAGAUAAAAAUGUAUAUAAGUAUGAAUUUUCUAUAUACUUUUAUUUUGUUUUAUUGUUGUUUUCUUAUUAUUUUUUUUUUUUUUUUAUAUUUU
This is a messenger RNA of Vespa velutina, 1692 nucleotides long. Its product is annotated as prohormone-2-like. NCBI's taxonomy places the organism in Eukaryota, Metazoa, Arthropoda, Insecta, Hymenoptera, Vespidae. The coding region runs from base 209 to 1282 and encodes 357 amino acids. The transcript is spliced from 9 exons. The record is from RefSeq and is a predicted model, not a curated record.